GCAGGCCCGAGUACUCCUGCGUGGAUUUGCUCCGGACGAUCUCCCAGAACGUCGGCCUGCAAAGAUAGAUCCAAGUUUCCACUCUCAGUGGUGCUCCAAACAGAGCAACAGCAGUGGCAUUUCCUGAGAAGGAGAGAGAUGGAGAUAGUGAAAUCGUCAGAGCUAAGUUUGUGAGUUUACUUACCGAGAAUGCCCAGUAGCAUCUUCAUGUUGAGUCCCAUGAUGGACGUUCGUUUUAUCUCGUUUUCCUUUGUUCGUUGCUUUGGAUCGAUGGAUAUCGAUCGAUUAGAACUUGAGCGAAGUUAUCAUCGCUUAUAUAUUCCUUUGAUUGCUUCUCUUUACGUGAGGCACUGGGUGUGCAACGCUCAUAAAAAAGGUUUAACGCUUCCGUGAUUCCAUCAACUAGAACUUGUAAAUCUGUCCAUCGCAUUCCAGGACAAAACCAUUAUCAAUUUAAUGGAGGUGAAGAACCCUAACUUUCAAAUCUACUUUGCCGCCAAGGAACAGUUAAAGUUUCGGUUUUAAACUGGAUGGAAAUGGCGGUAAAAUGGAUUCUCCUCUUUCUUUUGCAAGCGCUGUUAUGGAAUCCAUCCAUCAACAUGACGACCAUCUCCAAGAGCGAUCUUGAUGUGUGCGUCAACACGGGCGAUCCCAAUGCCAUCCAGUGCAAGAAGAAGAUCUUGGUCACGGUCGCGAUUCCAUCGGGCGAUGGGGGUAAUGGCGAGGCGCUCAUCGCCGAGGUCAAGGAUCCGACGAGCCGCGACGGCAAGCAAGUGCUGGAGAAAUCCAUUUCCGUGAACAUCGCCAAGACGGACAGCAUUGUCAAGUACGCGCUCGAGUACCUGAAGAAUGUUGCAGGUGAUCUAAAUGAGCGCGUCAUCAAGAAGAAAAAAGGCUGCAACACCAAGCUCAACGAUAAAGCAACCUGUGGAGUACUGGGCGAUUCAAAGGGAAACGUUGUACCAGGAAGCUCAGGCUUUUGCUGUACAUGCAAGCCACUCAAACAAAUCAAACACUUUCGAGGAAUGCCCAAGCCUGGUCAUUGCGGUAUAAGUGACGCUGGCUAUGCAUUUUGCCUUCGCUUCGGCCAAAUGUGGUGUGUCAUGUUUCGCAUCCGAACUGGUACCAUUAGUUUCGAAAUAACAAUCACACUCACAGAUCAAAACGGGAACAAGGCUCACACUUCUCGUUCCAGGAAUUUGUCCGUCUGA
Selaginella moellendorffii is the source of this 1211-nucleotide messenger RNA. Its product is annotated as protein HAPLESS 2-like. The record is from RefSeq and is a predicted model, not a curated record. Lineage: Eukaryota; Viridiplantae; Streptophyta; Lycopodiopsida; Selaginellales; Selaginellaceae. The coding region runs from base 531 to 1211 and encodes 226 amino acids. The transcript is spliced from 8 exons.